UGCAUUGGCGGUUCUUUACCGUGAUGUGCAGUGACAGUGUCCUUUUGAAUACCGAUCGUUUAGACGCGAGCAGGAAGGCUGCUGUUUUCAAGUUUAGAUUUCAAAUUCGAACAAGUAGGUGGACUUAGGCGAGCUUUCAAAAUGCUCGCUAAUGUUCUUGGCUUGUUAAAGAUCCUUUGGGAAAUGUGCGCCUCUAAUAUGCUUCCUGGAGAUUGCUUUCACGGAAGGUCAGAUUUAUUCACAAGUGUUUAUUGAUGGUGUUAAGAACCUCCAAGUUCGGAGGCAGGAUACCACGAAAUACUGUUUAUGUGGAGGAGUGGUAGGUGCCGUUAUUUUUAGAAUAGAAUAGAAUUUUUUAUUGGCCAAGUGUGAUUGGACACACAAGGAACUAGUCUUGGUGCAUAUGAUCUCAGUAUACAUAAAAGAAAAUAUACCUUCAUCAAGAAUUCUAAGGUGCCCUCUUUUUGACUCCUGCAGUAUACAGGUCCUCAAUGGAAGGCAGGAAUUGGGCUGCCCUGCACUAGAAGGUGUAUGCCUGUCAGAUGCUGAAGACAUACAAAAGCUGCUAUUCAGCCCUUCAUCCCAUCGCCUGGACAUAUUGGAAUGGAUCUGUGUCAGUGUGUACCCACCUCUUCGAGAGCAGUUUUCAUCUUUCAAUAAGGAAUCACAAUCAGGUUUAAAGAUAAAAGGAAUGGCGAAGCUGGGGUAUGACCUGAUGCUUUGUCGAGCUGAUGAUUUGGAUCUCAUUGAGGGAAAGGCCUGUGUUAAGAAGCAGCUCCACUUCCUGCAGCAGCUGGUGGCUGUCAUUCCAGCUCAAACUAACCUUAUGCUAUCAGACUCUAUAUCGGACUCCAGUAGUUAUUCCAGCAUAGAGGAAUCUUUCCAAGAAAUAGCUAGGAAGAAUGAAGAAUUCAUAAAGCAGGUUUUCUCCAGCCCCGAUCUGCAGGCAGUGCUGAAUCCAGAGAGUCAUCCCUGGAGCUCAGAUAUAAAGCCUCUCCUUUUGGGUGAAGAAAAACAAAAGAAAAGGGCCCUGCUGUCAAUGACUUCUCAUGAGAAAACUCUCUUGAAGGCAUCAGAGGAGCUGGAGGAGACAGCAGCAGCCUUGGAAAAUCUAAGAGCAGAGUGUUCUUUCCUCCAGGGGAGUCCCGCUGGUGUCGAUCCAUCCAACAACACUGCCACGGCUCUUCAGUCCCUCAAGUUGAUAGUUUCUGACUACAGCCAGCUGCUCACAGCCUUUGAACAAGUAUAUGAGAAUGAGCUGCAGAAGCAUUGUGAGCGUCCUGCUCCUAAACUGAGUCCUUGUGACCCCCUCUUCCAAGCUGUGCACCGCAAUCUGCUGCUGUGUAUACAGGAACUGCAAGGCCUGGCCCAGGUUACAAAAACCUCAGAAUGCAUUAUGGCAACAGUGCAACAGCGGCAUGAACAGAAAGUGUUCUGGAAUGGAAGCACUAUAGCCACGUUACCCUCAAAGCUUGAAGAAUUGCAGCAGAAAUACAAAACCAUCCAUGCCACCCUCAAAGACUCUCAGAGAUCCUAAAGAUGAAAGGACUGCAAAUUGUAGGUUAUUUUUGGAUGAAGGAAAAAUGUUUCUUCCUAGGAUGUAAAUGAAAACCUGAUUUUUUUCCCCCAAAUGUAAAUAUAUUUUCUGUAGUCUUCUGUGAAAAUUUAAAAAAAUAAAGUCUGUCUCCUUUAGGAUGAAUAUUCUCACUCACACUUCUU
Molecule: messenger RNA, 1719 nt
Organism: Ahaetulla prasina
Lineage: Eukaryota; Metazoa; Chordata; Lepidosauria; Squamata; Colubridae
Gene: HAUS7
Product: HAUS augmin like complex subunit 7
Exons: 10
Coding region: 404-1537 (377 amino acids)
Biological process (GO): spindle assembly; centrosome cycle
Cellular component (GO): HAUS complex
Molecular function (GO): microtubule minus-end binding
Source: RefSeq, a predicted model, not a curated record